Molecule: messenger RNA, 1710 nt
Organism: Pangasianodon hypophthalmus (striped catfish)
Lineage: Eukaryota; Metazoa; Chordata; Actinopteri; Siluriformes; Pangasiidae
Product: adhesion G-protein coupled receptor G2
Exons: 6
Coding region: 10-996 (328 amino acids)
Biological process (GO): adenylate cyclase-activating G protein-coupled receptor signaling pathway; cell surface receptor signaling pathway
Cellular component (GO): membrane
Molecular function (GO): G protein-coupled receptor activity
Source: RefSeq, a predicted model, not a curated record
UGGAAUGACAUGGGGUCUUUCACCAACCUGGAGAACUUUAACAGCAGAAACACUGUAAACUGUUCAUAUGAUCAUAUGACCCCCUUCGCUGUACUUCUGGUUGACGUGGCACAAAUCAAUGCUCAGCAGUGGAAAAUCCUGUCCUAUAUUAGUUACAUAGGUUGUAGUCUUUCAUCUUUUUUCUCAGCAGUCACCAUCUUCCUCUACGUUUUCAUGAAGAGCUCAAACAGAGACAGUUCCAUCCGUAUCCAUGUGUCUUUGAGUGUAGCCCUUUUCCUCCUCAACACCAGCUUCUUGUUCAUCGAAUGGGGAGCCACUUGGUCUCAUGACAGUGUGUGCGUCUUUAUAGCAGUGAUAAUACAGUACAGCCUCCUGUCCUGUUUCUCUUGGAUGGCCAUUGAAGCCAUACACUUGUACUUGCUUCUAAUCAAAGUGUUCAACACCUACAUCAAGCACUACAUGAUCAAGCUGUCCCUGUUUGGAUGGGGAGUGCCUGCUGUCCUUGUUGGAGGAAGUCUGUGUGUGUUUGGCAGUAAGCCCUUUUAUGGCCCCACACCAGUGAUAUUAUCUAACUCAAAUGAAACAACUAAUUUAUGCUGGAUUACUGACAUUCGCUUUCUGUAUGGCAUGAACAUCCCCUACUUCUCAUUAACAUUCCUGUUCAACACAUGCAUUCUGGUGAUAGUAACGCAUCAGAUCUUUAAGCUGCGAUGCUUGAAUGUCAGUAAGCUCCCGUCUCAUAAGGACAUUUGCACUGUCCUGGGUCUGACCUUCCUCAUGGGAAUGACAUGGGGUUUGGCUUUCUUCACCUCAGGUUACACAAACUACUUCAUUCUUUACCUCUUCUGCAUCUGCAACAGCCUGCAAGGGUUGUUUCUCUUCCUGUGGUUCUGCGGUACAGUGAAGAAGAACAGGCAUCUGAAGGCACAACCUUCAUCUAUCUCCGAGCCGGCCAGUGCUUCAGCCAAGACUUAUGAAAGCAGCUUUUCCCACUGAUCAGAUAUUACGUGUCAUUUACUGGUGAUGUGGUAUCUAUAUACUGAUAGAUAUUAAGACAAGAACAGAAACAAGUUAUACAAGUUAUUUAAAACUUACUUCAUCACCUCACUCCGUAACCCAUCAGGAGUUUCAACAUCAGUUGCACAGUUCAUUCUUUCCAUUGUGAGCCACUGAGUUCCUUAUUAUCAACACUACAAAAGUACAUUGUUUUAGAGAAAACAUAGUGUGUAUAACAUGUAUAAUGAUCCUACGUUUUAGACUGAGUAAUUAUUAAUUCUUCAUCACCUCCACUUUUGACUACUCUGAACUGAUCUGAUAUUUUGGGUUUACAUAUGAAGUAACUUUAUCCUUAAACUACUUUAAAGAAAUUGUGUCUUGUUGUGUAAGUGAUCACAUUGUAUAUAAAUUUUUAUAUGAUUAUACAGCUCUCUUAUACUGUGUUAAAGUGAUGCUGUUAUAUAGCAUUAUAGUGACUCGAACCCUGAUUCUUUGAGCUAAUUUCAGAGUAGCCCCUGCUGGCCAUACUGGACAUUAACUUCACUUGUGGAUGUGUUUGGGAUAGGAUGGACAAACUGUUCAUUGAACAGCAUAGCAAUAUGAAUUUCGUCAUUUCAUACUCUUUAGUAACUUAAACCUAAAGUUAAGCAGUCCACUAUAAACUGUACUUUAAAUAUAAAUUUAACUGUAAAAAUAAAAAAAAUAAAUCAUGGG